Messenger RNA from Closterium sp. NIES-65, 2241 nucleotides. The record is from the annotation of a GenBank genome assembly. NCBI's taxonomy places the organism in Eukaryota, Viridiplantae, Streptophyta, Zygnematophyceae, Desmidiales, Closteriaceae.
AUGCAGCAACAGCAAGGGAUGGGGGGUCAAUCAGGAGGAGGGAUGGGGGGAGGGGGAGGGAUGGGGGGAGGGAUGGGGGGAGUGGGGAUGGGCGGGGGAGCAGGAGGGAUGCACGGGGAAGGGGGGAUGAUGAUGGGGGAUGCGUCAGCAGCAGGCAUGGGAGCAGCAAUGGCGCCAUCUCCGCCCAUGAGUCUCGCCAUCCCGCCACCACCCGGCACAACCAGGUACUUCAUAGUGAAGAGCAACAAUGUGGAGAAUCUAGAGCUGUCGGCGCAGAGGGGCAUGUGGGCGACUGAACCAGUAGCCCCUCCAACAACCUCCCCCUUCCCCUCCCUCCCUCUCCACCCUCCUUCCCACCCCUACCCCUGCAGGUACUUCAUAGUGAAGAGCAAUAAUCUGGAAAAUCUGGAGCUGUCAGCACAGAGGGGUAUGUGGGCGACGCACCGCAACAACGAGGGGAAGCUGAACGAGGCGUACGAGUCGUGUGACAGCGUUAUUCUGAUCUUCUCCGUGAAUGAGACGAGGCACUUCCAGGUGAGAGGACAAAGCACAGCACAGGUGGCACUUGCAGGGCUGUGUAUUGAUGAUGUCGCGCAUAUGAGCGGUGGUGGGGGGAGGACCGUUGAAGAUCGAGGCUGUGCUCUAAUGAUGUCACGCAUAGGGGCCGUGGUGGGGGGAGGGCCGUGGAAGUAUGCUCAGAGGAUGGGCAGCUAUGGUCAAAACUUUCGUAUCCGAUGGCUUAAGCUCUGCGAGCUCUCGUUCAACAAGACACGCCACCUGCGCAACCAGUACAACGACAACCAGCCCGUGAAGAUCAGCCGGGACUGCCAGGAGGUGGAGCCAUCAGCAGGCGAGCAGCUGACUGCACUGCUGUACCGCGAGCCAGACGCUCCUUUGCUGGUAUGCUGCUGGGCGCUCUCUGUCCCCUUUCUUCUGCCUCUUUUUUUACCCCUCCUCUCAGCCGUCCUCUGCCUCUCACCCGCCCUCUCACCCCUCAAAGUUACUCUUUUUUCGCCCUCCCCUCGCUCCCCACUUCUCUCCCCCCCCCCACCCCAGGCCACGGCACGGGAAGCAGAGAAGAAGAGGCUGAUGGAGCAGCAAGCUCAGGCAGUGCCUUGCUGGUAUGCCUCUUGUUGUGUUGACGCCCUCUCUCUCCCCUUCUCCACCAUUCGCCCUCUUCUCCCCCCCCCCCUCCAGGCCACGGCACGGGAAGCAGAGAAGAAGAGGCUGAUGGAGCAGCAAGCUCAGGCAGUGCCUUGCUGGUAUGCCUCUUGUUGUGUUGACGCCCUCUCUCUCCCCUUCUCCACCAUUCGCCCUCUUCUCCCCCCCCCCCCCCUCCAGGCCACGGCACGGGAAGCAGAGAAGAAGAGACUGAUGGAGCAGCAAGCUCAGGCGCAGGGGCGGGGGGGCAUGGGCGGAGGGAUGGGCGGAGGGAUGGGGGCAGGGAUGGGCGGAGGGAUGGGCGGAGGGAUGGGCGGAGGGAUGGGUGGGAUGGGCGGAAUGGGCAUGCACAUGGGCAUGGGAAUGGGAGGAAUGGGGAUGGGGGGAUAUGGGGGGUAUGGGUGGAAUGGGGGGUAUGGGCGUGGGGGUAAUGGGGGUAAUGGGGGAAAUACAGGCACACGUCAGGCAGGGAACAAACGAGCGAGCCAGAAGAAAGAAGAGGAGGAGGAAGAGGAGGAUUCAGAUGAUGACGACGAUGAUGAGGAUGAUUCUGAUGAUGAAGAUGAUGAUUCUGAUGAGGAUGAUGAGGAGAGCGAAGAGGAAAAGGAGGAGAAAGGAGGGAAGAGGAGUGGGGGUCAAGUAGGGACACAGGUGUCGAGAGGAAGAGAGGGAACCGGAACAGGAGGAGGAGGCGGAAGAGGAGGAGGAGGGCGAGGGGUGGGAGAGCUAGAAGGGACAAGUGGGGGAACCAGAGGAAAAGCGGGUGUGGGAGAAGGACAGCGAGCCAUGAAUUCUGGUGGUAACCCUGUGGGUGGUAACAUUAAGAGCAAUGAUCCGAGGAUUGCUAGGAACGCAGGUGCUUCUGGUGGCCGAGGUGCAACCUCGGGCGGAGGUUCGGGGCGAGGUUCGGCUAGAGCAGGUCCAAAUGACCAGCGUCGGAGCUUUGGCUCAGGCCAAAGCAGCGGAGGAGUGGGAGGUGAUGGUGAGAGGGGGGAUAGGAGUGAGAAAGAGGGUUAUGGAUGGAGAGGCGGAGGGAAGGGGAGGGGUGGAAGGGGAGAGGAGAGCAGGAGGGAGGAGUGA